Molecule: messenger RNA, 3194 nt
Organism: Copidosoma floridanum
Lineage: Eukaryota; Metazoa; Arthropoda; Insecta; Hymenoptera; Encyrtidae
Cellular component (GO): cytoplasm; nucleus
Molecular function (GO): RNA binding
Source: RefSeq, a predicted model, not a curated record
UUGCACAUAUAACAUACAUAUACACACAGGUCGAACGAGAGCCUUCGCAGAGUUUAGUUCAUACCUCAAAGCGCUGGGGGAGCACACUCGGCCAUAUUGGAUCACACUUGAAUUGGAUGUCUCUAUUACACAAGGGCUCAAGAGUAGCCAAGAAAUCCGCUCACGGUCCUCGGCCCAGGUUGCUGGACCAAGCAGUAGUAGCAGUAGCAGCAACAGCAGCACCAGUGGCUAGCUCCUACCUGCAGCCAUGGAGUACAACGUGUCCGUCUCGAAAAGGUUUCUCCUUGACACUCUCGACGAAGACGCGGACCCUCUCGAGAUUCUGAAUCGAGCCGAGAAGGAGAGAGAGGCCAGGCGCAAGGAAAAACUCAUCGAAAAGAACAAGCAGGAGAAGGAGUCCAAAACCACCCCUGCCGCGGCCCAGCAGCCUUCGAACAAGAAAGCUUCGCGCACCAACAAGGAGAACCUGCAGCAACAGGCUCAGCAGCAGCCGCCGGCACAGCAGCAGCAGCAGCAACCUCGCAACCAGGAUGCCAAGAAGGAUCAAGGCGACAAGAAGCCCGGCCAACAAAAGUUCGGCGGUGGUGAGCGCAAUGUAAAGUUUGCUUCCGAGAACCGAGAGGAUCAUACCAACAGGCGCAAUCGCGAGGAUGGUGAACGGCCACCCCGUGCUCAGAAUGACUUCAAGCGAGGACCACCUGGCGAGCAGCGUGAACAACGCGAUUACCCUUACCAAGGUUCACGAGAGUACCGCAAUUCCAACAUCAGUGGUACCGGUGGUAUGGAUGGUGAUCGCCGUCCGCGAGGUCCACCGCGAGAAGGUGGUGGUCGCGGUGGCGGAGAACGUGGGGGUGGGGGUGGAGAACGUGGCGGCUACCGCGGUGGACGCGGAGGAGGUUUCCGUGGUGGUCGCGGUGGUGGCUUUGAUAGUCGCGGCAAACGCGAGUACGACCGCCAAUCAGGCUCUGAUAAGACGCAACCAAGGUAUGGUUACAGCGGAGUCAAACCCAUUGAUAAGAAGGAUGGCGCUGGCAGCCACAACUGGGGAAAUCAUAAUGAUGAUAUUGAAGAUGCCAUGAAUCAAUCCGACGACUGGGGCACCCCCACGCUCGCAGUAGUGGAUGCUACUGUCGACAACAGCAUUGUCAAUGAAAACAAAGAGAACUCUGGGAGUCCUAAUGUGAGCGGCAUUGAAGCUCCGGCUGGCGAUGGCAUUGCCCCGGUAGCCGAAGAGAAACCUGCCGAGGAAGAGGCGCGCGAGCUAACCCUUGAUGAAUGGAAGGCUCUUCGCCAAACCAACCGCGUCAAGCCUACUUACAACCUGCGCAAGGCAGGUGAGGGCGAGGACCUGUCGCGCUGGAAGAAGAUGUACGCUCUUGAGCGUAAGAAGGAAGGAGCUGAUGACGAAGAUGAGGAGGAAGAGGAGUACGAUGCUGCUGAGUACCCGCAACGCGUUGGGCGCCAGAAACACGUGCUUGAUAUCGAGAUUAAUUUUAAUGAUUCGAGACGCAGUGGCGGUGGACGUGGUGGACGUGGCGGACGCGGAGGCAACCGCAUGAACGGACGUGGCUUUGGCGGACGCGGUGGUGGGCCACCUCGCGAAGGCCGCGAUAACCGUGAUAGCGGCGAAGGCGGCUUCCGCAACCAGGAGCAAAGAUCACCACGUGAACGCCAAAACGCUCCUAAGGUCGAUGAUGAGCAUGACUUCCCCUCGCUGGGAUAAACGAGUCUCAAGCGAUUACAUGACCACCUAAAAUAUCGACCACCGCUAAAUAAUAGAACAAAGAGAUGGAAUUAAAAAUAAAAAGAAGAAAUAUUUCAACCACGACCGCCACCUCAAUUCUUCAGUCACCUCUAACCUUGCUACAGUUGCUGCUACUGCUACUCCCGUUGCUGCUAUCGACGGUUUCGUCUUUCAAAACAUCAUGUUGUUGAAACAUUUAUUAUGCAAUAAGACACUAAUUCGUAUAACAUACUUGAAAGAAAAAAAAAUUAGGGAAAAAACUGCAGACACACACACACACACUCUUUGCUGUUUGCAAAUAAACUCGCAGUUAAAGUUAUUUAUGUAUCAAGUUAAGAAUAGGGAGAGGAAAUCGAAAACAAAUGUAACUCUUGGCUGCUUUUGGUUUUUUUUUUCUUAAACAAAGAGUUGUUUGUUUGUAUUAAAUAAUUAUUGUUUAAUUAUAAGCGAUGUAAACCAAAAAAGCAGUUUCAAGAGAGACACCGUGCGUCGUCCUCUUGUUUUAAUUUUUUUUCCUUGUCAACACGCGAUUCAUAAUAAUGAUCGAGACGGCCUAGAGGAGGCCCACAAUUUAACAUCGACGACUUAUCAUAAGCUGUGACCGAAAUACUUCGUGCGAUUUCAAUGAUUAAUAUACUUUUUCCUCUAGGUGAUAAAUUUUUAAAACUUUGUUUUAUAAUUUUUAUACAGCACGGUUAGCGCUCACGUGCUUGUGCGAUAAAAGAAUGAAAAGAUGAAAAAAAAACAAAAAAAAGAAAAAAAGAAAAAAAACCGACCGAAGUAAAGCGGAUAAAAGUUGAACGGAAGAGAGGUUUCGUGUAGACGUAGAUGUACUUUAGACUCUUGCCCUUCAACGUGUAAUUUAAAAAAUCUAGAAGUCUACAAAAAUGUACUCUUUCUUUUCACAAUGAUCGAGUCGUAUUGCGAGUAGGUUUGCGAUGUAUUUUUUUCUCUGACAGUAAAAACAAAAGAAAAAAUUUCGUGUUUGUGGACUAAUUCCUUCCCGUGCGUUUUUAGUCAGUGCGAUACGAGGUCUGGAUCUCGAAAUUAAGACAAAGAACACAUUAUACUACCGUUAAGAGAAUAAUGAAAAAUAAAAGAUGGAAGUGUAAUUUACAGAAUAAAGGAACAUAUGAUAACUAAACAUUUUAGGUAAGAAAAAAAAAGAAAGAAAGAAAAAAAUUGAAAAACAGUCAUCGAUUUACAAUACGUUAUACUUCUUACAUCGACCGUUUGUCAUAUACAUACUUCGAAAAGCUCUAUAUUAGUAACCCACGACGUUUGUUAUAUUAUUACUUUAAAGAGUAAAGAUAAAAAAAAAUCUAAAAAAACAUUUAAAAAAUGAGUUUAAACACUUUCAAUGCAAACCCUAAUCUCCUUCAUCGAGAUAGAUGAUGUUAUAUUGUAUUAAAAUAUAGGUAAAUGUGUAAAUAAAAAUAUUUACAAUCAA